This is a messenger RNA of Zychaea mexicana, 434 nucleotides long. RefSeq lists its product as uncharacterized. The transcript is spliced from 2 exons. NCBI's taxonomy places the organism in Eukaryota, Fungi, Mucoromycota, Mucoromycetes, Mucorales, Lichtheimiaceae. The coding region runs from base 113 to 352 and encodes 79 amino acids. The record is from RefSeq and is a predicted model, not a curated record.
CGCCACUUUCUCACUUUCUCCAAUACCAACGGUGUCCCAAAAGGUUGCCAUACCCGUAAUUGACGCGACAAGAUCAAAGUGCCAACGUUUAAGAGAUUACUUAUUCACUUGCAUGCUCAUUUCAAUGUGGAGCGAGAGUCGCCUGAGACUAAAACUCGGUCUGUCUUGUUGCUCUCUCAUGAAAGGAGCCAGUACACAGAAAACCUUCCGUUCCUGGGGCAAAACGAUAAGUGAGGAGAGACGCGCCCAAGCUUACCAUGUUGGCUGGGUAUUGGUUUGUAUAAAGAUCGUAUGGCGUUCAUGGUCCACCCGCGCUCUUUAUCCGUCGACAAUAAGAUACCCUGAGGUGUAGAUCUUAUAUCAAUCUGCUUCUCAUAAUAACUCUGCUGCAGAGCUCAACUGUAGGCAGUAUUCUUCUCGAGAAGCUUAAUUUC